This is a messenger RNA of Lachancea thermotolerans CBS 6340, 1485 nucleotides long. RefSeq names its product glucokinase (gene GLK1). The coding region runs from base 1 to 1485 and encodes 494 amino acids. Gene Ontology annotation, biological process: glycolytic process; intracellular glucose homeostasis; glucose 6-phosphate metabolic process. Gene Ontology annotation, molecular function: glucokinase activity; ATP binding; D-glucose binding. Gene Ontology annotation, cellular component: cytosol; mitochondrion. NCBI's taxonomy places the organism in Eukaryota, Fungi, Ascomycota, Saccharomycetes, Saccharomycetales, Saccharomycetaceae. The transcript has a single exon. The record is from RefSeq and is a predicted model, not a curated record.
AUGUCGUUCGACAAAGUACACCAGGAGAAACAACGCAGGCUUUCAAAGGCUGUCGAGGAAGUGUGCGACGAACUCACGCUCACCUCGGAAAAGAUCUGCGAGCUCACUCACUUCUUCAUCGAGUCCAUGGAAAAGGGAUUGGGCGAGUCCAAGGAGGAUGCAUCUUACCGCGGGCUGCCAAUGAUCCCAACUUAUGUCACCGGGAAACCCAACGGGACCGAAAGUGGAGUUCUGCUUGCUGCAGACCUUGGGGGUACGAACUUCAGAAUCUGCUCGGUAGACUUGCAGGGAAACCACAAGUUUGCGCUGCAGCAGAUGAAGAGUAAAAUCCCAGACGAAUUUUUGGAAGACGACACGGUGACUAGUGAUGACCUUUUUGGAUAUCUUGCCCGCAGGACGCUUGCUUUUGUCAAGAAGUAUCACCCGGAAUACUUACAGAACAAGGAGGAACUUAAGCUCGGCUUCACGUUCUCGUACCCUGUUGACCAAAAAUCUCUCGCGUCUGGCACACUGAUCCGCUGGACGAAGGGCUUCAAAAUCAAAGAUACGCUAGGCAAGGAUGUGGUACAGCUAUACCAAGAAAGCCUUGAGGAACAAGGCCUCUCAAUGGUCCGCGUGGUAGCGCUGGCUAAUGAUACUGUGGGCACGUUCCUUUCACACUGCUACUGCUCUGAAAACACUGGGUCGCUAACUUCUGGGGAGAUUGUCGAACCUGUUAUGGGAUGUAUUUUCGGCACAGGGACGAACGGCGCGUACAUGGAGAAGAUCGAAAACAUAAAGAAGUUGCCCGAGGAGGUCAGACAGGAGUUGUUGCAAUCUGGGAAGACACACAUGUGCAUUAAUACCGAAUGGGGCUCUUUCGACAACGACCUAAAGCACUUGCCUACUACCAAAUACGACAUUGACAUCGACCAGAAGUUCUCGAGCAACCCAGGGUUCCACUUGUUCGAGAAACGUGUUUCUGGCAUGUUUUUAGGCGAGAUUCUCAGAAACGUCUUACUAGAUCUUUUCAACAAGAGAUUUAUAUUCACCCAAUACACGGCUGAAGAAAAGCUUCCUCAUAGGUUGAAGACUCCCUUUGAAUUAUCCUCGGAGGUCUUAUCCCAUAUUGAAAUUGACGAUUCCUCGCAAUUGCGCGAGACCGAGUUAUCUUUACUACAAAGCAUGAGAUUACCCACCACUUACGAUGAGCGUAUCGCGAUACAGAAUCUCGUCCGCGCUAUCUCGAGGAGGUCGGCUUACCUUGCUGCUGUUCCUAUCGCGGCGAUUCUGAUGAAGACAGGCGCUCUAAACCAGAGAUACCAUGGCGAAGUUGAAAUCGGUUGUGACGGCUCUGUGGUCGAAUACUAUCCUGGAUUUAGAUCCAUGAUAAGACAUGCAUUGGCGCUGAGCCCUAUUGGCCCAGAAGGAGAGCGGAAAACACAUCUAUGCAUAGCAAAAGAUGGCUCAGGAGUCGGCGCCGCUCUAUGCGCUUUAGUGGCAUAA